Messenger RNA from Cyclopterus lumpus (lumpfish), 2126 nucleotides. RefSeq names its product serum/glucocorticoid regulated kinase family member 3 (gene sgk3). The transcript has 17 exons. Gene Ontology annotation, biological process: protein phosphorylation. Gene Ontology annotation, molecular function: protein serine/threonine kinase activity; ATP binding; phosphatidylinositol binding. Lineage: Eukaryota; Metazoa; Chordata; Actinopteri; Perciformes; Cyclopteridae. Bases 336 to 1814 code for a protein of 492 amino acids. The record is from RefSeq and is a predicted model, not a curated record.
UGACACAUUUCAUUGGAACUUUCUACGGCCAAGCAGGGCUGAUGUUUCCUGCUCCCCCACUUACUUAACUGACGCUCAUGGACAGCAAGAACAUUCAAAUUCACUUUGAGGUUUUUUUUAUAAUUUUUUUUACCGAAUCGAAAUUGGAAAUAUUGUUUGUUGUGCCGACAGUUUAAAUGGUGUGGAGCGAAAAAAGCUUCGCUGGAACUCCGAAAAUAGAUGAACACCGCAUCAAAAUACUGUAAGAAUUGACCCAUGAUGGGGACGGGCCAGUUGUAUACUUGAAGUCUUAUCCUGAGGAGGCCGCUUUACUCUAUGACCUUGCACCCCUUUGAAUGCCGACAGCCCCGACGAUGGAGGAGCAACCCAGUCACCCCAAUGUCAGCAUACCCUGCCACGACGAGCAGAGGGACAAGAAGAAGCGUUACACGGUUUACAAAGUAAUAGUGAAUGUUGGACAACAGGAAUGGUUUGUCUUCAGGCGUUAUGCAGAGUUUGAUAAACUCUACAGCACAUUAAGGAAACAGUUUCCAUCUAUGAACUUGAAAAUUCCUGCCAAGAGGAUAUUUGGGGACAAUUUUGACCCUGAGUUCAUCAAGCAAAGAAGAGCAGGGUUGCAUGAGUUCAUCAAGCGAAUCGUCUCCCAUCCUCAGCUUUGCAACCAGCCUGAUGUGAGGACCUUUCUGCUGAUGGACAAAAUGCAAAACCUUUCCGAUGCCUCUGAGGACGAAGAUGACAAAAACAACUCUAUCUCCAGAAACAUUAACCUGGGACCUUCUGGAAACCCACAUGCCAAGCCCACAGACUUUGACUUUUUAAAAGUCAUCGGAAAGGGGAGUUUUGGGAAGGUUUUCCUUGCAAAACUAAGACAUGAUGAAAAGUAUUAUGCAGUCAAGGUUUUACAGAAAAAGGUCAUUCUCAACAGAAAAGAGCAAAAACACAUCAUGGCUGAGCGCAACGUGCUGCUGAAGAAUGUGAAACACCCUUUCCUGGUUGGGCUUCAUUACUCCUUCCAGACCACAGACAAGUUAUACUUCGUCUUGGAUUUUGUCAAUGGAGGAGAACUUUUCUUCCAUCUUCAAAAAGAGAGGACCUUUCCAGAGCCCAGAGCAAAGUUCUACAUUGCUGAGAUGGCCAGUGCACUGGGAUAUCUGCAUUCUCUCAACAUUGUUUACAGAGACUUGAAGCCAGAAAACAUCCUCCUUGACUUUGAGGGGCAUAUCAUUUUGACGGACUUUGGCUUGUGCAAGGAAGGCAUUUCCCAGGCAGACACCACCACUACGUUCUGUGGAACACCGGAGUACUUAGCUCCAGAAGUCCUGAAGAAGCAGCCGUAUGAUAAUACAGUGGACUGGUGGUGUCUGGGUUCAGUGCUGUAUGAAAUGCUCUUUGGACUGCCGCCAUUCUACAGCAGGGAUACGCAUGAAAUGUACGACAACAUCCUCCACAAGCCGUUGGUGAUGCGUCCCGGUGUGUCCAGCAUAGCCUGGACUCUCCUCCAGGGCCUGCUGGAGAAAGACGGCACACACAGACUGGGGUCUCGGGAUGACUUUCAUGAGAUCAAAGCACACAGCUUCUUCUCCUCCAUCAACUGGGAUGACCUCGAACAGAAGAAGAUCCCUCCCCCAUUCACGCCAAAUGUGAGCUCUUACUGUGACAUCUCAAACUUUGAUCCUGAGUUUACAGAUGAGAUGGUCCCCAACUCCAUCUGCUGGUCUAAAGAUCAUUCCAUAAUCAACGCCAGUGUAAUGGAGGCCGACGAUGCCUUUGUGGGCUUUUCUUAUGCCCCAGCUUCUGAUGACUCUUUCCUAUGAAACAUUCCUAAUGAGGUCUUAACCACCAUAACUUCUCUUGACUAAAGGGAAGAAUUUACACCUUGGAUUAACUUGUUCUAUGAAGCCAAAGCAAGCAGCUGAGACGAAACAGCACUUAAAACAUAUUUUGGUUGGAACAAAGAGUGCCAGAAAAGUCUUUAUUUUUUACCAAUUUGUAUUUAUAUAAAUAUAUAUAUAUAUAUGAUAUUUUAAGAAUUAAGGACAGACAUCCUCUAUUAAUGUUAUAUCUGGUGGUUUCUAAAAUGAGCCUUUAUAAAGCCUUAAAUGUGUCCCUUAAAUGAAAUCAAUAAG